AUGCUCGGGAAUUGCUGCUGUUGCUUCCUUGGCCGGAGCUCUGACGCAAUUGCAGACAGUGUCUCCGAUCGAGACCCGGUCCUUCUGGUUUCCGGCAUCGGUGGGUCCAUUCUUCAUUCAAAGAAAAAGAAGCUCGGGUUCGAGACCCGGGUCUGGGUCCGCAUUCUUCUUGCUGAUUUGGAGUUCAGGAAGAAGCUCUGGUCUCUCUAUAAUCCCAAGACAGGUUAUACAGAACAAUUGGAUGAUAGCAUCGAGAUCCUGGUUCCUGAGGAUGAUUAUGGACUCUAUGCCAUUGAUAUUUUAGAUCCUUCAAUAGUGAGUUUUUUGUUGGUUCUGCACACCCUGCCAUCACAUGUAGUCUAG
Molecule: messenger RNA, 363 nt
Organism: Ilex paraguariensis (yerba mate)
Lineage: Eukaryota; Viridiplantae; Streptophyta; Magnoliopsida; Aquifoliales; Aquifoliaceae
Source: the annotation of a GenBank genome assembly